Messenger RNA from Durusdinium trenchii, 1551 nucleotides. NCBI's taxonomy places the organism in Eukaryota, Dinophyceae, Suessiales, Symbiodiniaceae. The record is from the annotation of a GenBank genome assembly.
AGGAGCUGUUCGAGCCAAAGAACUGCAUGCGCUGGGUCCACCCAUCGCUGCUUCAAGUUCUCAAUCAAUGGCAAAGUGGCAAAAAAACGGAUGAAGAGCCAACAUUCCAAAGUUUCAAUGUGGCCAUUGAGGGAUUCAAAGUAGAGGCACCAGGAAUUUUUAGUUUUCCUGCCCUCACCGACGAGUUCUGUGAACUUCUCCUGCAGGAAGUACAGCACUAUCGCAAGAGUGGACUUCCAUCAAGAGCUCCGAACAGCAUGAACAAUUAUGGUUUGGUGUUGAAUGAGAUAGGCAUGCGGCCUGCCUUUUCUGCGAUUCUGAAAGAAGUCCUGCUUCCCAUUGGCGCAAGGCUGUUCGGCAGCGACGAGGAUCGCAUCAAAGAAGUAAACGGUGUUGCGAUUGAGUCCGAAGAUUGGGGUGGUUCAACCUUGGACGACCAUCAUUCAUUUAUAGUACAGUACCGACCAUCUGAUGAUAAGCACCUGGAUAUGCACAUCGAUGAGUGCGAUGUAACCUUCAACUUUGGCAUCACUUCGCAUAACAACUUUGAAGGCAAUGACCUCACCUUUUGUGGCAUGUUUGACUCAGCAGAUCAUCGGAAGUACCAUCACACGUACAAGCACGUGAAAGGACGUUGUGUUGUCCACUCCGGCAAGCGCCGGCACGGUGCGAUGGACAUUGAAAAGGGCGAGCGUGCCUCUCUCAUAAUGUGGACUAAAAGCAGAAGUUUCCGUCGAACAGAGGCCUACCGAGAAAGAAAUCGAAAGGGCCUUACAUAUGGAGAUGCUGAUCGAGUUUGCUUGAGCUACACCCACGACCCGGACUACAAGAAUCUGAUGCCAAAGAAGCAGCAGUAUCACAUGAAGCCCAGGGAAGAAGGCCAAGCCGGCAAUGAAGUACCUCUUCAAACAGAGAAGAAGUGGAUCACAGUUUGUCCGGCUGCUGAUCUCUCAGAGGGCCAGUCCAAGUUGCUCAACUUGAAAGAAGAGAAUGAGCAAAUCGCUGUCUUCAAGCACCGAGAAGAGCUGUUUGCACUGGACAAUCGAUGUGCACAUAUGGGUGGCUCUUUGUGUGAGGGUGAGAUUGAGGAUGUUGGCAAGGAAAACCUUGGUUGCAGUGAUUCCAAAGCGACUGAUGGUAUGGUCAUUUGCCCGCGGCACUACAUGUGCUUCAAUUUGAAGACCGGGGAGAAUGUUGAAGGAGAUUUCACAAUGAAACAGAAGGUAUAUCCAGUUCGCUUGUCUUCUGAUGGCCAGCACAUAGAGGUCGAAGUCGAGCUUGAAGUGUUGCAACCCUUGGUCCCGACCACACCUGAGAAUCCAGGUGUUCUUCAUGCAGAGAGGCCCUUUUCCUGGCUCUGUGGCAUUCCCAACAAGGACUCGCUCGCGAAAAAUUGAUUCUGAUUAGAUUAACAUAAAUCAACAAAUUCAAAUUCAAACAUGACAUAUUUCUUGACCAGGUUUUCGCCACUGUGCCCUUUGCAUUGGGCAUAUGUUCCUUUGCAAUUGCAUUUAAUAUCAUAUUCAACCACAGACACACCAGAUUCUGAAA